This is a messenger RNA of Ictalurus punctatus (channel catfish), 5432 nucleotides long. RefSeq names its product zinc finger protein 407 (gene znf407). The coding region runs from base 239 to 4705 and encodes 1488 amino acids. The transcript is spliced from 9 exons. Gene Ontology annotation, biological process: regulation of DNA-templated transcription. Gene Ontology annotation, molecular function: RNA polymerase II cis-regulatory region sequence-specific DNA binding; zinc ion binding; DNA-binding transcription factor activity, RNA polymerase II-specific. Lineage: Eukaryota; Metazoa; Chordata; Actinopteri; Siluriformes; Ictaluridae. The record is from RefSeq and is a predicted model, not a curated record.
AGAUUACACGCCGUUCAUGCGUUUGUAUCAAUAGGAAGUGUGUUUGCGCUGAAAUCCGUUGCGUUUUACAUAAACGCUCCGGUUGUGUCAGGGUUUGUUGUGUUAAAUUGGCGAUUUUGAUCUAAUAACAUGAUAAAUAGUAAAAAUAAAAAUAAAAAAGAAGCUGGAUGUUUAAAUCGGGUCUAUCUUGGCGUUGUAGCAAUGCUGCUUUGUGAAAUGGUUAAUUAAAGGUGAAGAAAUGGAUUGUCCGAAGAGGAAGUUACGAUCAGGGAAGGAGACGUGCGAGGAGCGGCCUGAGAAUAAAGACGAACGAGCUCUCCCUGAUUGCGCUGUAGAUAAUGGUGAAAAUGAAGGAACUUCGAGUCAGUGUGAACGCGCGCACACAGCUUCUGUAGCCUCUUCAGAGGAGAAUAAUGGCCGUGCGUGUCGUGAGUGUGACUUUGUGGCUAAAACUCCUACUGCUCUGAAAAUCCACUGCAGGAGGAAACACAAUAGCUUGCAUGCCGAGGCGAUGGGAACGACAGAUGCAGAGGAAACACGCACAGUUGAAAAUGUUGCAGAGGAGUUGCCUGCUAAAGACCAAGUGAAAUCUACAGUUCCCCCAAUAGACCAGCUCAGCACUGACGCACCCCCUAUAGACCAGCUCAGCGCUAAUGAACUCCCUAUAGACCAGCUCAGCUCUGGUGUACCUCCUAUAGACCAGCUCAGCACUAAUGAACUCCCUAUAGACCACCUCAGCACUGAUACACUCCCUAUAGACCAGCUCUGCACUGGUGUACCCCCUAUAGACCAGCUUGGCUCUGAUGUACCCCCUGUAGACCAGCUCAACACUGGUGUACCCCCUGUAGACCACCUCGGCACUGGUGUACCCCCUGUAGACCAGCUCAACACUGGUGUACCCUCUGUAGACCAGCUCAACACUGGUGUACUCUCUGUAGACCAGCUCAGCUCUGAUGAACCCCCUGUAGACCAGCUCGGCUCUGAUGAACCCCCUGUAGACCAGCUCGGCUCUGAUGAACCCCCUGUAGACCAGCUCGGCUCUGAUGUACCCCCUGUAGACCAUCUCGGCUCUGAUGUACCCCCUGUAGACCAGCUCGGCUCUGGUGUACCCCCUGUAGACCAGCUCGGCUCUGGAGCACAGCGUUUUGAGCGUCUGUACUGCAGGUGCUGCAGUUUUUACACCUGCACAGCAGAGGAGAUGAGCGCACACUUGAGCGAUGAGUCCCACCGAAACUUGGCGCUGGAGAAAAACAUUGGCCCGCUGUUUGAGCAGUGUGUUGAAAAAGUGCUUGUCAUUCUAUCAGACGAACAAAAACGUAGAGACGGGGAGAGUGAACAUGAUGAGGGCAUCAGUGAGGACAUCAGUGAGGAUGUUCGUGAGACAGAAUCAGCUGAACACACUUUAGCAGAGUUAUUGGAGGCUAAUGCUCCACACAAACGGAAACGCGGAAGGCCCAAGUCGUCUCAGGUAAUGAGCUGCAGUCACUGUGGCCUCGUGGCCUCCAAUCCCACAAACCUCAGCGUGCACAUCCGCCGCAAACACAGCCGUCUGUACAGUUUCCACUGCAAACUGUGCAACUACUCCUGCGUGACCAAAGGUGACAUGGACCGGCACUGCGAAACCAAAAAGCACAUUAAACGAGUGCAGAGCGAUGGCAACGGACAGGAGGCAGUCAUCAUGCUAAAUGCUGAACAGCCAGCUCAUAGCGGCGAGGCAGGGCCAACCGAGAAAUCGCACAAUGCCCCGAAUGCCACACAGGAGGAAACACCAAAUGAUGCAGAUACUGCAGGAGAGACGGAGGGAACGGGAAGUGAUGUUCCCUGUAAAAAGCCCAAGUACGACUCGGCUUACUCAUGCGAUCAUUGUUACUUUGUUGCGCAUUCUGCACUUUCGCUGGCCCUGCACGUACGCCGCAAACACACGCGGGAUUUCGAGUUUGUGUGUCUGGCAUGCAGUUAUUACGCAGUGACCCGCAGAGAGAUGUCACGCCACACUGCGACCGAGAAACACAAACUCAAACGCCAGAGAUACCUACAGAAACGGCACAACACACACCAACAUGACAACACGGUGGAUAAACACAACGAGAACACCAGCCAACUUGCUGAAAACACGAACCGACAAUCAGACAGCACAGACAACAAUAUAGAAAACGCACACCAAAAUCCUGACAACUUGCACCAACACACUGAGACCAAACCGCAACUCUGUGACAACACGCAGCAAAACAACAAAACCUUGCACCAGAACAUUGAUCCGGAACCAGAACCAGACUCUGGUGGUAACGACGAUCUGAAUAACGAUGCAGGAAAUGCAGCAGCAGCAGUAAAAGGAAGUGCAGGUGAGAAAGAGCUGAAUAUUAACCCAGAGAUGAAGUCCAGUGAAGAUACAAAUGGCCCUCAAGACUCAUUAGAAUUCCCUGAUCCAUCAAAUACUGAGGAGGGUGAGGAGGAAUACAACAACAACAACGAUGAUGAUGAUGAUGAUUAUAAUAAUGACGAUGAAGAAGAAGACGAAGAAGAGGAGGACGUGUGUGACACGACUGCUGAAAGUCCCUCUAGUGAGAAGCGUGUGUUCAGAGCAACUGCGUUUGACGAGUGCGUCUUUUCCUUGAAAGCGCCGACAGACGGACCGUGCGACGAAGAUGACGGAGAGUCGUAUAAAUCCCUCCAUCAAGCCUCAAAAAUGCUAAAAAUGUCAGAGGGCCAUGAAGUGAGCACGCGGGUCCGGUGUGAUGACUGCGGGUUUUUGGCGGAGGGGCUCAGCGGACUGAACGUCCACAUCACGAUGAAACACUCAUCGAAGGAGAAGCACUUUCACUGUCUGCUAUGUGGGAAGUCCUUCCACUCGGACAGCAGCCUGCAGCAACACCUAAGCAGCUCGGCACACUUGCGGACGGAGCGCGGCAGUGUGGACGAACGGCCUGACGGAGGCGCUGCCUUCCGGUGUGUGCGCUGUAACGAGCCCUGCAACUCGGAGCAAGAACUUUUCGUUCACAUCAAAGAGAAACACGAGGAGCUGCUGCGUGAGGUGAAUAAGUAUGUAAUGGAGGACACGGAACAGAUCAACCGCGAAAGAGAGGAGAACCCUGGAAACGUUUGUAAAUACUGUGGCAAGGUGUGCAAGAGCAGCAACUCCAUGGCCUUCCUCGCACAUGUCCGCACACACACAGGUUCAAAGCCAUUUAUGUGUAAGAUCUGUAAUUUUGCAACGGCGCAACUCGGAGACGCCAGAAAUCACGUAAAGAGACACCUCGGCAUGAGAGAGUACAAAUGUCACCUCUGUGGGUGGGCUUUUGUUAUGAAGAAACAUCUGAACACACACUUGCUGGGAAAACAUGGACUAGGCCAGCCAAAAGAGAGGAAGUAUGAUUGUGAAUUGUGUGAGCGGAGUUUUAGUGAGAAGUGGGCCCUUAAUAACCACAUGAAGCUUCACACUGGAGACAAACCCUUUAAGUGCCCUUGGUCAUCUUGUCACUAUGCCUUUCUCACACACUCGGCCAUGAAGGACCAUUACAGGACGCACACAGGUGAAAAGUCAUUUCUGUGUGAUCUCUGUGGUUUUGCUGGUGGAACUCGACAUGCUCUCACUAAACACCGGCGCCAACACACAGGCGAGCGUCCAUUCCGUUGUGAUCUCUGCAGUUUUGCCUCCACAACUCAGUCUCAUUUGACCCGUCACAAACGCGUUCACACAGGAGAGAAGCCAUACCGCUGCCCCUGGUGUGACUACAGGUCAAACUGUGCAGAGAAUAUCCGUAAGCACAUCCUCCACACGGGGAAACAUGAGGGUGUGAUGAUGUACAACUGCCCUCGUUGUGAUUUCUGCACCAAUUCACCAUCCGAGUUCCGUAACCACCUUAAGGAUAAACACCGCGACAUUGAGAACCCUGACCUCGCUUACCUUCACGCAGGAAUUGUAUCAAAGUCGUUCGAGUGUCGGCUGAAAGGUCAGGGGUCGUCGUUCGUGGAGGCCGACGCCCCCUUCACACCAGAAGAGGGCCGUUUAGGAGCCGAAACACUGCAGCAGGUCAUCAUCAUCCAGGGAUACAGAGAGGAGGCGGAGCUACAGGGCACAGAGAUGGAGGAGGCGGAGCUGGAGGAAUCGGCAGCUGCGACUCUGCAAACGCUGGCCAUGUCGUCUGUCAACGGUGAGCUGCUUCAGGUUACGCAGGACGGAUGCAUUAUUCCCUACACACACAAAAACUACGUCCUGGUGGAGUCGUCAGGCUCAUUGGAGAGGGUAGAGCAAACAUCGCAUGAAACCAAUCAGGACAGGGCUACAGCGCCCUCUACAGCGCUAGACGCUCUGCUGUGCGCAGUGUCCGAGAUCGACCAGCAGGACGGUGCCGCUCAGCAGGACGUCAGAACCACAACUGAACAACAAGCACACGCCCAGGGGGAAGGCCAGGAGGCAGUGCAAGUUUACGGAGAGGUUGUACAGGUGUUGGGCCACGCCCAUGAUGAAGUCCUGCAGUUUGCUGCCAGCCAGCUGAUGAUGAGAGAAGGGCUAACACAAGUGAUUGUAAACGACGAGGGAACGCAUUACAUCGUAACAGAGGUGUCUGACAGCGCCGAAUAUGCACAGGGUGAGGGGGCGGAGUCUGGACAGGAGGUAGGGCUUGUGGACGAUGCAGGAAACCAGACCAGUGAGGCUCCAGUCACAUAUGAACCAGUCAGCCUUAAACAACAAGCUCAGGAAUGAUUGUGGCAGGGCUGAAGAGUUUAGCCCCACCUCUUUUUCAAUGCAACACUUCUGGCUCCACCCAAUUAUUUACAUAACUAAAAGUACAGCUGCUGAACCUGCUGUUGUGUGAUGUAGGAGGUUAUAUGAUGAUGAUGAUGAUGAUGAUGAUGAUGAUUUAUUAUGAAAAUUAAUAUUGUUUCAGAGGAAUGUCUGAUCAGUGUAGUUGUACAUAGAUGUUUUCCUAUCUAAAGCAUGAAGUAUCUAAAAAUGCCAACACAUAAAUGUAACAUUUAAGCUGAUUGGGGCUGAGGGUGGGUCGAGGGAGACAGAGGGUGGGGCCAGAUUGAAAGGGGCCAAGUGGAUACAGUCAGUGAGCCAAGGGGGUGGAGCCAGAUGCCAAAGCACUGAGGAGGCUGGGCUAAAACACAAACCAGUGAACUAUAGAUUUGUGUUUUGUUAAAAUUAAGAUUAGACUUGCAUUCAAGUACAAUCAGCUUUGUGAGGAGCAUGAUCCAAUUUAAAUAGUUCAAAUCAGAAGAGUAACACACAUCUCUCUCUCUCUCACACACACACACACACAAACUUCAUGUUGAAACUCUUCUAUAGAUCAGAUUCAGAUUUUCCUGAUGUUUUUGAAAUGCCUGAUAGCGAGUGGUUAAAAGAAAUGUGCGUUUGUUCAUUUGACUGAAUUUCAAUACUCAUGAUGUUGAUACAACGAUAAAUAAAUAAUGCGUGUGUGGUUUCA